Molecule: messenger RNA, 6254 nt
Organism: Xiphophorus hellerii (green swordtail)
Lineage: Eukaryota; Metazoa; Chordata; Actinopteri; Cyprinodontiformes; Poeciliidae
Gene: hic1
Product: hypermethylated in cancer 1
Exons: 2
Coding region: 739-2931 (730 amino acids)
Biological process (GO): regulation of transcription by RNA polymerase II
Cellular component (GO): nucleus
Molecular function (GO): protein binding; DNA-binding transcription factor activity, RNA polymerase II-specific
Source: RefSeq, a predicted model, not a curated record
UGUUUAAUAGGGUUGAGGUCGGGGUCGUUACAGAAAACUAAUUUUAACUACAGACGAUUUUAAUGUGCCAACAUCAUCGUCCUGUUGGAGCUUUCAUCAUUAAAGCCAGUAUUCGUAAGAUCAACCAUGUUUGGAACAGAGAAAAUACAUCAUGCAUUUAAAUAAUAACAACAAUAAGUUUGCCAUGUCACAAUACAGAUACAGUAUCUAAAGUCCAUCACUUUACAUCUCACUGUGGAUCUGAAAAGGUAAUAUUUAAACUUUUAUCUAUGGUUAGUAAAAUGUCACUGAACCUAUUGUGCAUUUCCUGUUAUCUUCCGGGAAAACAAAACUCAGAACCUCCCCGUGCUGGCCUGGCCCCGGAUAAUCGGCUCCAUACGCCGCUCCGCCGUUAGGUGUCGCUGUGCGCGCAGACUCUCGGCCGGGGCCGCGUGUUUGGUCCGAUCGGACCCCAAAAAAACAUACAGCACCGAAGUGUCAGAUAGUCCUGUUAACGCGUGAGAAAAUCUCGACUUGCGGAGAGAGGGGAACUGAGACUGGGAGACGCAGAGAGGGAGAGAGUCCUGGGGAGACAUUCCUUCCUUCCUCUCUCUGGGCUUUUCGCGGGACUCCAGUGGGGAACAGCGGAGAUUACAGCAGCGGCGGCUGGAGGUGGUGGUUGGGGGGCGGAUGCCGAAAAGGAGCGAAGACGCGCGGCGGGAGCACCAGACAUGAGUCCGAGGUGGUGGACUGAAGACUAUGCUGGAUGCCAUGGAAGUUCCAAGUCAUGCUAGGGAUCUCCUCCUGCAGCUCAACAGCCAGCGCACCAAAGGCUUUCUGUGUGAUGUCAUCAUUGUGGUGCAGAAUGCGCUCUUCAGAGCUCACAAGAACAUUCUGGCCGCCAGCAGCCACUACUUGAAGUCCCUGGUGGUCCACGACAAUCUCAUCAACCUUGACCACGAGAUGGUGAGUCCAGCCGUCUUCAGGGUGAUCCUGGACUACAUCUACACCGGGCGCCUCAGUGAGGGAGACCCCACGUCCCCCACUGAACCCAAUCUAGGUGCCGUCUUGGCAGCGGCCAGCUAUCUGCAGCUGCUCGACUUGGUGGCCUUGUGCAAAAAGAAGCUGAGGAGAAUUGGGAAGUACCCUCCCCGUCCCGGUCCCGCAUUUCUACCUUACCCAAAAAUGGUGCCCAGCAGCAUGGGCUUAGGAGGUGGAGGCAGGUAUAGGGUUUCUACUCCUGUGAUUCAGUCCUGUCCUCCAGGGGGGAUUCUUAACACACCCAGGGCGCCCUCGCUGGAUGAGCUGGUCCCCCAUCGAAUAACCAUCCAUAGCGGCGAGCUGUAUGCCCCCACGUCCAACCAGACCUCUCAGGUGUUCCCAUCUCUGCCUGCUCAGCUGGGACGCCCAGGCCACGCCGAGAGGAACUGCUCCCCCAGCUUCGGCCUCGAUCUUUCCAAAAAAAGCCCCACCUCCCAGUCUCAGCACACACCCUCUCAAACCCAUAUGGCAAACAGUCACAGCAAUGAGGAGCGGGAUGGAACUCUAAGUGGAGCCACUAGUCCCAUUCAGGGGGCAAAUGGGAGAGCUUUUAUGUCCGAAAAGAUGGAGUCUGUCGACCAGGCAGGUUCCCUCACCCCUCCACCUUUUCCCCACCUAAAUCAGCCCUUAGCCCCCCACCUGCCUCAUCUACAUCGCUCAGCUUCCCAAGGGACAGACCGCUACCCAUGCCCCGUCAGCCCUGACACCCCGACAGAAGGUGGAGAAGCAGGAAGAGAAAUGGGAAACAUCUACCGCUGGGUGAAACACGAGCCCCUGCCGUACGCUGGGGAAGAUGAAGACGAGGAUGAGGAUGAAGAGGAAGGGGCUGAGAACGGGGACCAGCAUCACAAUCAUCACAAGCCAGGGGAGGAGAGCGAAGGUGUGGACGACAAGAGUGGCUCUGGCACGGAGGAGACGGGCAGCAGCGAGGGCCGUCCGUCCCCUACCGGCCCCAUCGGGAGAUUCCACAUGCCGUACGAGCCUGAAAGCUUCGGGGACAAUUUGUACGUCUGCAUCCCCUGCGAUAAAGGCUUCCCGAGCUCAGAGCAGCUCAACGCACAUGUGGAGACACAUACAGAGGAGGAGCUGUACAGCUCUGUUGGGGAGAUGGGGAACAACAACAACAACAGCGGCACCAAAGGCAUUGGCGGCAACACAAACGGCUACGGAAACCUCAACAGCGGCAAUACUCCAAACAGCAUGUCGCAUCUGGAGACCAAAUCUGACCAGGGCCUGAAUUCGGGAACCAUCGGGGAGAUGAUCAGACCUUACCGCUGUUCCAACUGCGAUAAGUCUUACAAAGAUCCGGCCACGUUGCGCCAACACGAGAAGACGCACUGGCUGACGCGGCCUUACCCCUGCAGCAUCUGCGGCAAGAAAUUCACACAGCGCGGCACCAUGACGCGCCACAUGCGCAGCCACCUGGGCCUCAAGCCUUUCGCCUGCGAUUCAUGUGGGAUGCGCUUCACUCGCCAGUACCGCCUCACUGAGCACAUGCGCAUCCACUCUGGGGAAAAGCCCUACGAAUGUCAGGUGUGCGGGGGGAAGUUUGCCCAGCAGCGCAACCUCAUCAGCCACAUGAAGAUGCACAGCGGUGGGGGGACCGGAGGCGGCCUGACGGCAGACGGGAAGCUAAAGCUGGACUUUGCAGAGGGCAUAUACCCCCUGAGCAAGUACGCAGCGGAGCACCUGGGGCUGAAGCAGGAGAAGGCCAACGAGCUUCUCAUUCAAGCGCAGCAGCAACUGGUGGCAGACGCAAAGGCCAUCGAGUGCCUCUACCCGCUCACCAAGCUUGCGUCGGAGCAUCUGGGCCUCACCCAUGAAAAGAUGGACAUCAUGGGCCAACCACUUCCUCCUCCUCCCCAGCCAAUCUCUGACAGCCGAACCAUCGACCGCUACUCGCCCAGCUAAGACAUUUGAUAUGUGAAGGUGGCAAUCACAGACAGGUCUGCGCGCACUCACAGUUUGCAGUAUUUGAAAGCCAUUCACCUCAACUCCAUAUCUUCCUCUGCACCUCAGACUCAGGCCCGAGUGGAACUGGGUCUUGCUCAUGCACACCGAACUGUUUAGACUGUAAGUGCCUUUCUAUGCAUCUAAUGUAUCUUUUUAAAUCCUCCUUCAUAAAGGAGCUCUACUUUCUGUGACCAAGGGACACUCGAUGAAAGAACUUCAGUAUUUAUGUACAGUCUAUGCAAACAAACAUGUUUUUUUUCUUAAUUCCAACCAUUGAGCCAUAGUGACUAAGUCAAAACCAAAAGGAAAUUUAUUUAUUUUUGUAUAUGAUGAAAUCCAAAGAAAACAUGUUGCAGAGAUACUUUGCAAUCUGACCCUAAACCUGUGUACUAUUCAUGUAUGAAAAGAAAAAGAAAAAAGCACAAAAGGAACAAUAUUCAGGACUUUUUUUUUUUCAAUAUUCAGGACUUUUAAGGUCUAAACAACAUCAAGAAAAAAGCAACUCACCUGGAUUUUUUAUUAUUAUUAUUAUUUUCUUUUUUUGUACAAUCUUGGGGUACGGGAUACUUUGUGUGUCUUGAUUCUUUGCUUGUCUCCCCCUUUUAUGUGAAAUAGCUGAAACGUAAUGCAUUUCUCUAUGCCUUUUUUUCCCCACUCCCAAGCGAGGGGCGGGGCUCUGUGUGGAUAAAUGCUCAUCCCUUAUGUGACAGCAGCGGUGGCUUAAUCGGCUUUACACCCGGCUUUCAACCACUCUUGAGCUAAAGCUUCCUCUGCAGUGUGACAAAUGUUCCUUAGCUUUCAGCUGUUUUGGAGAUGCACUGAGCAGAGCCCUGUGAUCUCAUGAGUGGGACAUGAUUGCACAUACCCAGCUGAUGACACACUAAUCCCUGUUCACGCCGACUCGCGGGUGUUGGUUUGUGCUUUUGUAGAAACAGAGAGGCAGAGAGGCAGAGAGGCGUACGCCGGGGCUGAAUUGGUGACGAAGGAGUCUGUCAUUGACUGACAGACUUUGUUUCUAUUUUAAUAAUUGAGUGAUGGUCAACAGUGGUCAGAGGCCUUGUUGUGGACGCUUCCUUAGAUUCCAGGGGCUGCAUGAUGGAGCACUGAGUAACACUAAACCUCUCCCUCCCUCACUAUAUUAAUUUGUUUCUUCUGUAAGGAAGACUAUUUGGUUUUAAUAAUGGGACUCUGUGCUAUUUUUUACUCAGUCUAAUAAUUUCAUGAGUGUUCUCAUUAGCGAUGCAAAUCUUUCGAUUCCAAUUUUUUCAUGGUCACGAUUCAAUUCAGAAGUGUUUUUUUUAAAAACGGAAACCAGUUUUCUCCACUCAAACGCUCCGGAAAUUGUAUUUAAAUGAUUUGCAUGAUAAGAGAAACAGAUUUAUUUAAAGCAAUUCUUUAAUAUUCCAUACUGCAUCAAAUCUAAUCAGUUUACAUUCACACUAAAAUUCUGCAACAUAAAUUACCAGCAUUAGGUUAGCUUAGCUGCGUGGUUUUUCUGAAAUAAAAAAAAAAAAAGAUCAGAGAAUUAUUCUAUUAAAUUUAAAUUUAAAACGCAUUUUAAAAUCAAUUUUUGAGCAUUUUGAUUUAAUCCAGAAUUUCCAGGACUAGGAAUUGUGACUCUUUAUAGAAUCAUUUCCCCCCCCCCCUGCACCUCUAACUCUCAUGCUGGCCGAUGGCUUCUCAUCCCUCUCAUUUUUCGGCAUUGCUGUGGCCCCUUGCCUUAUAAGCACUCUACCAACUUAGAGGGACGAUAUUCCCCUUCGCACACAGCAGGCUGCUAAUCUGUCAGCAACAGGAUCAGAAGAAAGCAGCCUGUUGUGACUCUUCCCUGAACAAGCCGGUGGGGUGAACAAGCUCUCCCCCAGCUGCUGUCCUCCAGUAAAUCCCUGUGAAAUCCCACUUUCUCCUGGACAAUUCGCACUUGCUCGCCGGCAUGAUGUCCCAUUUCACGCCUGCCAUCUCACUCCUCUGAUCCACUGUAAAACGUUACAUCCGAGCCCCAAGUGUCUCCUCUUGCCUCUCUGCCUCCUCCCCCCCCCCCCCCCCCCCCCCCCCCCCAGCCAGCCCCGCUCAAGCCAAAGUUUUGAGAUAAAAACUUAUUUCCUUACCGAGGAAUUCUUCCAACUUGAAAACACAAAGAGCACUUAAAAAAAAAAAAAAGUUGUGUUUUGAAGGCACUUUUCUUUUUUCUUUGUCUGCAAUUUUUUCCACCAAAGAAUAUGUCGGCCUUUUUUUUUUUUUUCUUUCUAUUUAUAGCUAGUUCUUGAUUUAGAUUAGGGAGAAAAAAAUAAAUAAAAUUGACCACUAUAGUGCCAACGCCAACCUCUGGAGGUGAAUGUGAAGACUAAAGCCAUAAAUACACUGUGACAGAAGUAGUUAUUCUGAAAGCCUUAAAGUAAAAAAAAAAAAAAAGUGCCUCACUUUUGUGAAUGUUUUUUUUUUUUUUUUUUUUCAAAUGUAAAAAUAAUUUAAGGGCGUCUCUUCCAGUAGCAUAUGAUCAUAUCGAGCAUGCUUUAUCUUGUGACGUUCUGUUCUUGUCUUCUUUUUGAUUUGUGGCGCAUGUUAAAAAAGAAAGGAAAAAAAAAAACACAACAAAAAGACUGGUGCUUACCUCAGGACUGAACCCAGCUAAGAUUUUGUAAACCUUAGCCCAAAAAUAUCGGCCUCACCACCCCCAUGACAAAUACACCUAUUUCUUUACUAAUGGGGAAGCAGUCCCUGUUUUUAAACCUGUGGUUUUUCUUCGUGUGUUUGAACAUUACCUUUCCUAUUAUAGUUUUAUGGGUGAAGAGAUGACAUGUGUUGUUAUGUUUUGCUUUUCAUAUAUAGUUUCUGUCGUCCUCAAAGAGGCGCUUCGUUUUACUCUUACACCAUUAGAGGCUGUAAAUGUUUGUGAUUUUUAAUAACUGGGUAUACACGGUUUGCGUUUUUAUGUUUUGAAAUUUUCUUUAGCCACAUGUACGGCGAUAUCUAGGUGACAAGUGCUGUGUUUUGAAAUAUCUCCCCCACCCACAACGACGUGAUGUGAUGCCUCAUCAGCACUUCCUCAAACAGACCGGCAGUAUCUCGGAAACUAACCUCACGUCGCUCUGCCCCCUUUUUCCCCUGAAGAUGUUGAACUCUUGACACCGGCCAGACAGAGGUCGCGCUCGCGCAGAGGAAGUCGGCUUGUUCGUUCUCGGCCGCCUGGUGCCUUCAGCUGAGCUCCGUGACCAAAAAGUCUAAAACAACUGCUCGCAGGGCUCUCGCUGGCAGAGAAAAAACAACACAAAGCAAAAAAA